Molecule: messenger RNA, 4082 nt
Organism: Malaclemys terrapin pileata
Lineage: Eukaryota; Metazoa; Chordata; Testudines; Emydidae
Gene: ROPN1L
Product: rhophilin associated tail protein 1 like
Exons: 7
Coding region: 909-1679 (256 amino acids)
Source: RefSeq, a predicted model, not a curated record
GGUUGCCGGGUCGGUCGGGGCAGGGCCAGGCUGCGGCCUGGGAGCCGGUGCCGGAGAGCGACCCCCCUCCCCGCAGGGUGCGCGGGACCGCGCCAGGGGCGGCUCAGCCGGGCAGGCGGCAUCGCCCUCGCUUCCCCCCGGUGGCCAACUGUGACUGAUGUAUUCCUGGGGGUUUCAUCACAUGACCUAAUCUUUAAUUCAUCUUGAAUUCCUGGAGGCUCCGGGCCAGUCCUGCGCAGGGUUACCAACCCUCUAGGGUUGGCCUGGAGUUUCCCGGAAUCGGCAUCGGCUCUUGAAAGGGACUCAGGAGAGUUUAAGAGGUUAUUUUAAGAGCAUGAUGUUAUGUCAUGUGGGGGGAGGGGGGACUCUCCCGGAAUAGCUUCAGUCCCAGUUGGCAACCCUAAUACAGAGUGGGACAAGGCAAUACCAGUCCUUGAGCUGGGGAAGAUUUAGGUGAGGCUCAAUAGGCCGGCCCAUAACUCACCCCCCCGGCCGAGUGGACUGACUAGUAGCAAAGGCAGGUGAUGGGCUGGGGAGUGGCUGGUGCCCUUCACCAAUGGGCAGGGGAAGGGAGGCCCUGGGCAAGCUGUCUGUAUAGGUGUGCUCAUGCUAUGGUGAUACAUAGGAUCUCAUAGGAUCUUCAUUUGACCUGCUUGUUAUUUAAGCAUAAACAAAACACAGGAUAAGAAACUCCCUGCCAGAGGUUAAUAAAUAUUUGCUCUGCUUAAACAUAUACACAGAUAUAGUAGAAACUUUAUAAUCUUCACACUUAAUUGUCUGGUCAAAAAUGGCAGACUCUCCUCACAGCAAAGAUUUGACAACAUAGCUGUUGUCCAACUCAUUCUGCGGUUCUGCCUAUCAAGAUAUACCAACAUUUUUCUUAUAUUCUGAAUUCCUUUACUUUCCCCAUGGAGCGCUAUUCCACCUUUAAGCACCAGUUGAAGAGCUCCCAAAGCCUCCUUGUCACUGUGAGAGCCUGGAAUGGACCACUCGGUUCUGAAAGGACCUCACAGUUAAAUUCUUUCAGGAUCUUGUUAUUGGACCUUACAAGAAUCAUGCCUCUUCCAGACACCAUGUUUUGUGCUCAGCAGAUUAACAUACCUCCUGAACUCCCAGAUAUUUUGAAACAGUUUACCAAAGCUGCCAUCAGGACUCAACCUCAUGAUGUACUGCAGUGGUCAGCUGGGUAUUUCUCAGCUCUGUCGAAAGGAGAGCCCCUUCCUGUAAAGGACAGGAUUGAAAUGCCAGUAGCAACACAGAAAACAGAUACUGGGCUCACACCAGGCCUCCUUAAAGUUUUGCACAAGCAGCUUUCUCCGAAGGGCCGUGUGAGCAUGAUAGAACUAGAAAAAAAAUGGAAACAUCUAUGUUUGCCAGUGGAGCAGCUGAGAGCCCUUUUACAAUUGGACAACUUCGGUGAAGAGGUGGAAUGGCUGAAAGUUCUAGCACUUGGGUGUAGUAUACUUGGUGGGUCCUUAAUGACUUCUGUGAAGUAUGCCUGUGAAAUUCUAACAACUGAUCCAGAGGGGGGACCUGCUCGUAUUCCAUUUGAUACAUUCUCAUUUAUUUACACAUACCUGGCCAGUAUAGAUGGUGAGAUGCCAGACUACAAAGUUGAAGCUUUCCUCAAUGCUCUUAAGGGACAAGUAGAGAUAUUGGUAUCUACCUCCAUAAAGUGAUCAAGAUUCUUCUGUCUGAAGGCCAUAUCAAAGAACUUUAAGGAACUAUGCCAUUCAUUUAUAUUGUAUGUUCUUAUACGCAACUCAUGCCCAGUGGGUCUACCUCAGUGAAGAAAUCAGAUGUCCCAUUUUUUUCAUAUGAUGUCCUAGUGUCCCAAAAACUUCUUUUGGGACGCCUGAAAUAUCCUGUUCUUCAUGCAGUUGUCUACACGUAUUCCACUUGUGGUUCACACCUGCCUCAUGCACAGGAUCAGAUUCUUUUGAAUAGCAGUGACUAUUGGGGACAUGCCUGCACAAGUGUACACACACCCCUAUCCCAUCCCGGUCAUAAAGGGUAGAGCAGGCCCACCCAUCCUUCAGUUUCUUUUUACAGCUGUGGCAGUGAGAUGGAACCCUGGAAGUGACCACUUCUCUGCACACAGUGUGAUUCUGUUGCUCUUUUAGUAGUUGUUUCCUUAUUGUUGUUAGGUUACUACAGUUACUGUAGUGUUGUUUAAUUCAGGGGCAUUGAGGAUGGAUGGGUACCUGGUGGUCAGUCUGUCCUUCGCUUCCUUCCUCUAGAUGGUCAUCAAAACUGUAUGGACUUCAUACAAAAAUCAUAUAUGGUUUACAUCACAAUUUCACAUGGAUGUAGCUUCAUACAGAUCUGAAGCUAUCUGCAAUGAAAAUAUGAAAUCAUAUUUCAGAUAGUUUGAAAUAGCAAUUUCAUGUGAAUUUCACAACCCUUAAAUUCGUUGCCACAAAAGGGUCCUAAUGUUUGAUUUAGAAAAUAUGGUCAUGUUAUACCCAAUUUCUCUAAAUUAUGCCACACUCAAGCACUCAUUGUCAAUUUGUUUAUCUUAAUGCCAAUUCAGCAUUUGUUGUUAUUUAGUAUGAUAGAAGUCCCAGUUUUCUUUGAAUAAUUUUAACUUUACUGCAGUGAAAAUGCUCAUUGUUACUAAUUACUUGAUUACAUAAAGUGUAUUGUGACUAAUAGGAAUUGAACACAGCCACCCUAUCUGCUUUAAACUGCAAUACACUUUACUGAAUCCAACUUUGUGCCAAGCAGUCUGUCAUAUGAGAGACUGCAAUGGAGCAUCCUACUAGUUUAUCAGGGAGCUGAGGAACCUAUAAACAUAAUCUUUCAUAUUUAUGAAGCAUGUUUAUCAGCUGGACAGGAGCUGAUAGCAUGCCAGCUCAUAGACUCUGGGAACACACAGUAACAAAAGUAGAAACAUACAGGUGUUCAGGAUUCUGAGACAGAGGGAUGCCAAGGCCUUUGUAUGAUGGUUUAACCAUCUAGAACCUUGUGCAGAAAGCUGAAGACAAAUGUGCAUGGCUCUACAUCACAUUUUAUUUGUACAAUUGGCCACCAGUCCUUUCAGAUAUCCAUUUUAGCCCUUAAUGCCUGAACUAUCACUUCUGCAACAAAUUGUGUAAUAAAUAACAUGUACAAUGGUAACACGUGGGUCUUAGGGCUUUAUUGAUCUCAUAACUGCUUUGACACCAGCAAUGGGUAAAAAUGCUUUCUUUUCAUCUAAAGCUUCCUACAAGAUUGUGCUUAUUUCACUCAUAUGUAGACCUAUCCAUAAUGGAAUGGUGGAGAGGGGUGGUUAUGCCUUCCUCUGAACCAUUCAGCAUUGGUCACUGCUAGAGAUACUAGACUCAGUUGACAGUUCCUAUUGUGUAUUCCAAAACAUCACAGCUAAUACUGUCGGGGGUUGAGAAAAUAAAGACACCUUUUACUUUGAAACUAAGAAACCACAUGUACACUCACCCAAAGCCCUCUUGCCUUCUGGGGAAACAUCGCUAUUGGAGGAGGGUGGCUUUUCUGUGCAGUGGAGGCACAGCACAGCACAGUUCCCUUCAUCUGACUGAGAGGAGAGGACAAUAAUGCUUAGCUCUUCCAUGGUGCUUUUCUUCUGCAGCCAGUGUUUCAUUGUGACGUGUAAAGAUUAAGAAACAGUAUUUUAAAAUGUUCUGAGUAUGAUUGUUCUUUUCCAGAGAUCAACAGAAUGGCAUGGUGCAGCCCAGAAACUUUCUGACCCUGGCCUCCUAGAUCUGUUCUGCCAUGCCCUCACAUGGCCAGUGCGUGAACUACAAUCAGUGUGACCACACUAGGAAGUGUCAUUUUUAUUCAAUAGACCAGAAAUCAUGGGUUGCAAUAUAAAAGAUGAAAUUCUCAAAUCUUCACUUAAGAAGAAGAGGGAAUGGAUACUGUGCCCUAUUCAGCUGUUGCUCCCUUUCCUUUCUGUAGCUUAUUACAAGAAUUCUCAUCUUUUUCUGAUCCUUCUGUCCAUUUUCCAUUCAUAAAGAUCAAUAAGGUGUUAACUGAUCAUUGUUAACCUGCACUCCAGUACGAUGAUACUCUGUGUAUCCCUCCCUCCUCUCCCAAAUAAUGACACAUUAAAUGGUUUGUGGGUU